Messenger RNA from Paramacrobiotus metropolitanus, 1980 nucleotides. RefSeq names its product cysteine proteinase-like. Gene Ontology annotation, cellular component: lysosome. NCBI's taxonomy places the organism in Eukaryota, Metazoa, Tardigrada, Eutardigrada, Parachela, Macrobiotidae. Gene Ontology annotation, molecular function: cysteine-type endopeptidase activity. The record is from RefSeq and is a predicted model, not a curated record. The transcript is spliced from 10 exons. The coding region runs from base 95 to 1762 and encodes 555 amino acids.
AUAAUAUAUAAAGUAGUGGCGCAGUCAGUCAUGAGAGUUCAGUCGCUGCCGACCGCGUCGCUUUCGGUUCCUCCAGUUGCUUCAAGAGUCAACCAUGGUGCGUCACUUCGGCCUUCUGGUAAUUGCUGUGGGCAUUGUGUACAGCCAGUACAGCAAUGCGGUCUACCUGCCUGCAGUGGAUCACUUGGCAGCGUCCGAUCCCGAAGGAGACAUCAAACCGCACCGUCCUCAUCAUCCGCAUGUCAGCUUGCCUGAUUCCGGUAAUGACAAUGAUGACCCGUCGCCGCGUCGACGAGGCGGUGAAAUACCAUUGACCGAGGAGGAAAAGAAAAAGCACCCCAAGUUCAACCGGCCGUCCCGUGGAAAAAGCCGAACCGUGGCGGUUAUCCCGGACUGCUUUGAUGCGCGGACACAGUGGCCCGGUUGCAACAGCAUCAAGGAUAUUCGCGACCAGGGGCAGUGCGGCACGUGCUGGGCUGUUUCUUCCGCCAGUGUGAUCUCUGAUCGUCUGUGUAUCGCAUCCGGACAAGUCGAUCAGACCUACGUAUCGGCACUCCAUCUAGCAGCAUGCUAUACACCCCAGAAAACUGGCCAACAAAAUUGCGAUGACGGAGGGAACACCGCCACCGCCUACUCGAAUGCUGCCAUGAAGGGCUACAUUACGGGAGGCAAUAUCCAAAUGGUCGGCUGUGAGCCGUAUCCGGCAAUUCCUCAAGCGAUACCGCUCAACUGCCCAGCAACAUGCACUAACCCUAACUACACACCGUCGAAUCCUGCCGCCGAUCUUCGUCAAGAUGAUUCGUACUGGACGCAUUACAUCAACGAUCCCAACGACCAAACCGAAAUUGCCCAGAUCGUCAAGGACAUGCAAACCGAGAUUAUGACCAACGGUCCUAUAACCGCCAGUAUCACUAUCUGGACCGAUUGGCAGAAGUGGAAGCCCGCACAAGGGGCAUAUCGUGGACCUGGCGCUGGUGCCACAAAAGAAGGUGGUCAUGCUGUACGCAUUAUCGGUUGGUGUAAGGAUAGCAAUGGUAUCCCGUACUGGAUGAUUGCCAACUCGUGGGGCACCGGGCUCGGCGACCAGGGCGUCUACUGGAUCGAACGGGGUAGCAAUGUCGUCGGAAUUGAAAGUGCAUUCACAGCGCCCAUUAUCCGCGUUCCCGGCACUUGCCCAAGCUCAUUCUGCACGACCGGUAUCGAUCAGAUUGUGCGUCUGGACAGUUCCAACAUGAACUCAGCAGUAUACGCCUUCAAUGGUAACUGCACCGUAAAAGUGACGGUCGAUUCCACGGGCAAACUGACCCCCGUUGGAGCUCCCGUUCCAAUCGGCAAAGUGUUCCUUAACGCUCCAGCUGGACCGAUUGUUGGAUGGGAUGUACAGGACUCCACUGAUUUUUGGCUGCAAAAUCCUACCGCCGCCGGCUAUUGCUCCGCUGCAACUGGUUCGACCAAAUACAGCUGUCAGAUUUACACUGAGUACGGUGGAGCCAAUGCCCAGACGGUGCUGAACGGAGUAACAUACAGCUACGAUGGCGUUAAUAAUCCGCAGUACUGGUUUACCGGCACCACUGGUAAAUACAUUGGAACAGCCAUUACAUCCAAGUUCAGCAAAGUUAACGCCCUUCUGGGCCUGAGCAGCGGCAAAAUCCUCAUCUGUGGUUUAAGCACAGCAGGAACCGCAGCCUGUGGAACGGUUGAUACCACGGGAAAAACGGUUUCUACACCGGUCUCCAUCAGCAGCUCCUUUACACAAUGCUGAUUUCGCUUUACCGGAAUUUUAAUGCAUUCUGAACCGAAAGGUGUUGAUGCUUUAAAAUUUUUUCGUUUUGUGCAGCACCCAAGAAGAGUACAUAAUAAAAGAACGUUAGAUAUGUGCUGAUAAAAUGAUGCCAUUGUGCCAAAUGUGGGUUUUUCGCUUGAGAACACAUUCGACGUUGCGCGGCCAGAAAAUCCUAAAGUAAACAAUAUACAAAGAAA